GUGGAAAAGGAUUGCAAUGAUCUUGAGGGCUCUGGUUUAACUAAUAUCGAUAUAGAUGGUUUUGGUCAAAAAGAAGUUUAUUGUGACAACGGAUGGGUUGUUGUGAUGAGACGAUACAACAGCACGAUGUCCUUCCACAGAAAUUGGAAUGCAUAUAAAGUUGGUUUCGGUGACCCACGUGAGCAGUUUUGGAUUGGAAACGAUGCUCUCUACGCGUUAACCAAUCAAGGGGAUUACUCAAUGCAGAUUGACAUGCUGUCUUGUGAUGGAAACACCUACUACGUCAGAUGGAACCUGUUUCGCAUCCAAGAUGAAAGCCAGAAAUAUAAGGUUGCUGCUAUUAGUGUCGACUCCUACAACACUUCUAGCAAUAGUUAUCUAACAGAAAAUAUCCACUGGCCAACAAUUAUGGCAGAUGUGAACGAAACUGUUGCCGAGCUUAAGAGACAACAAGCCAAGGGGAGAAUAAGAUACUAUGGUGUCUGCAACUUUGGACCCAAUGAUCUGCGAGGUUUUCUUGAGGCAGGAGGACAGCCCAUCUCUAACCAGGUGUGCUACAAUCUUCUGUGGAGGUCCAUUGAGGAGGAACUACUUCCUCUCUGCCAGGAGAAAGGCAUAUCCCUCCUCCCCUACUCACCACUUCAGCAGGGACUACUUACAGGGAAGUUCCAGAAGCCGUCUGAUGUCCCUGAGGGAAGAAGGCGAGGGAAGUUAUUUCAUAAAGACAGUACCCCCCUUUCUCGCCACGGCCAUGAUGGAGCUGAGAAAGAGGUGUUUCAGGCCAUCAGUGAAAUCCGCGAGGUGUGUGCCAAUGCCAACAUUCCCAUGGCAACAGCAUCAUUGUCAUGGUUACUGCAGCAGCCAUGUGUGAAGUCAGUCAUUGUUGGAGCUUCUAACCCUCAGCAGGUGGUAGAGAAUUGCCAGAGAGUGACCUUGCCAGAGGACAUGGUACAGAAGUUCUCUGCAGCUACAGACCCGGUGAAGGUGAUAUUCAAGGGUGAUAUGGACCAGUGGGCAUACGGAAGGUCACGUUAA
Lingula anatina is the source of this 1035-nucleotide messenger RNA. RefSeq lists its product as uncharacterized. The record is from RefSeq and is a predicted model, not a curated record. Lineage: Eukaryota; Metazoa; Brachiopoda; Lingulata; Lingulida; Lingulidae. Gene Ontology annotation, molecular function: oxidoreductase activity.